UCCCGGCCAAUGGCUCCGCGCCGCGCACUCCCCGCCCCGCUCGCCCCGUGAGCAGAAAUAGCCCCGCCGCCGCCGGCAGCGGCUUUUCCGCGGGGAGCGGGCGGCAGCGGCGGAGCAUCCCCGGGCGGAGCAUCCCGGGAGGAACAUCCCGGGAGGAGCAGCCCGGGCGGAGCAGCCCCGGGAGGAACAUCCCGGGAGGAACAUCCCGGGAGGAGCAGCCCGGGAGGAGCAGCCCCGGUCGGGCCGGCCCCGAUGGCCCCGCGGGCGGCGGCGGGCGGGCGCUGAGCGGGACCCGCGGAUGCCGGGCGGGGGCCGGGCGCUGCGGGCAGCGGGGGGCCGCCACCCGGGGCUCGCCGCGCCCCUCCGGCCCCCCAGGGCCGCGGGGAGCCCGGCCAUGGGCGUUCGGCUGCCCCGUGCCGUGCUGGUACCUGCGGGAGGGCGCCCCGAGGAAAGUCCCUGCUUCCCAUGAGCAGCGCCCGCUCCCGGCGCUGCGCUCGCCAUGGACACUAUGAAAACCACCUACAUCGUGCUGGAGCUCAUCAUCGCCGUGCUUUCCAUCGCUGGCAACGUGCUGGUCUGCUGGGCUGUGGCCAUCAACAGCACCUUGAAGAACGCCACCAACUAUUUCUUGGUGUCGCUGGCCGUGGCCGAUAUCGCCGUGGGGUUGUUGGCCAUCCCUUUCGCCAUCACCAUCAGCAUCGGCUUCCAGGUGGAUUUUCACAGCUGCCUCUUCUUCGCCUGCUUCGUGCUGGUGCUGACCCAAAGCUCCAUUUUCAGCCUGCUGGCCGUGGCCAUCGACAGGUACCUGGCUAUUAAGAUCCCACUGAGGUACAACAGCCUGGUGACGGGCACGCGGGCCAGGGGACUCAUCGCAGUGCUGUGGCUGCUGUCCUUUGGGAUUGGGCUGACCCCUCUGAUGGGCUGGAACAAAGCCAUGAGCGGCUGUCCCAACGCCACCAACGAGACAGGCACGGAGCCCCACGGCUGCUUCAUCUCGUGCCUCUUUGAGAACGUGGUGACCAUGAGCUACAUGGUCUACUUCAACUUCUUCGGCUGCGUGCUGCUCCCGCUCCUCAUCAUGCUGGGGAUCUACAUCAAGAUCUUCAUGGUGGCCUGCAAGCAGCUGCACCAGAUGGAGCUCAUGGGCAACUCCAGGACCACCCUGCAGAAGGAGGUCCAUGCAGCCAAGUCUCUGGCCAUCAUCGUGGGGCUUUUUGCCUUCUGCUGGCUGCCCCUGCACAUCUUGAACUGCAUCACGCACUUCCACGAGGACUUCUCCAGAUCCAAGCCCGAGUGGGUGAUGUACGUGGCCAUCAUCCUGUCCCACGCCAACUCUGUCAUCAACCCCAUCAUCUACGCCUACAGGAUCCGGGAUUUCCGCUGCACCUUCCGCAAGAUCCUCUCCAAGAUCCUCUGCAAGGCCGACGAGCUCCCCAAGUGUCCCUCAGAGCACAGCCAGCACCUGACUGUCAUCAACAUCAGCUCGCCCGCGGCCUCGGUCACCGUGUGACCCAGCCCGGCCCUGGCACUGCCCCUGGGGUGCCAGCAGUGCCAGCAGUGCCCUGGCAUGAGCGCUGUGCACUCGUGCAGCUGUGGUUUUAUUUUUAUUUUUGUAAUUAACGUGGUGCCUGGCAGAGGAGUGACCCGAGCGGGGACACUGAGUGCCCUCCUCUGCAGCCCCGGGGGUGAGAGCUGUGACCUUGUUGUGUUUCCUGUCCAGGUGUUUCCUUUCCAGGCUGGACACUGACUGGGGAAGACUCACCUGCUGGGGGGUGUUUCCCCAAUUGUGCUGCUCAUGUCAAGUCAUAGGAUCUUUAUUUUAAUUAUUAUUAUUAUUUUUUAAUAUUUGGAUUCAUUUAGGAGUAAUAAUAUCAUGUCUGUUUUUUGAGUUGCUCUCUAAGUUCAUACUUGACAGCACUUUGGUAAUACCCUCAUUAUUCCAUCAAUUGUUUGAUGCAGCUUGUAUUCUCUGAUGGGAAAAAGUCUUACUUAGCCCCAUUGCUGGUGUGAAACUGAAUCUGUGUUCCAGGCACUGAGGGGAGGGGCCGUGAGGAUGGGAAAACCAGGUCAGAACUGGCCAGCCCAGCAUGGAAACCCCAAUUACUGAAAGACUGGAGAAAAGGCUUCACCAAGGUUUUAGAGCAGAGGUUUUAUUGCCUUUAAAUCACUUUGGUUCACAGGGCUGUGCAGCCCAGUGCUUCAGGUUUGCCCCCAGAUCUGUUCCCAGUUAUCAAAAUGCAGGAGGCAGAAGUGCCCCAAAGGUCCUGGCUGCUCUGAACCAGAGCCACCAAGGCCAGUGUCACUGCCUGGGGACACGAGCUCCACAAUUGGGUUCUUGCUCUGCCAGCCUUGCAGGUUUUAGCUGUGAGAGGUGGAUGCUGCAGCUCACCUGACUCCUAAAGCUUAGUCUGGCUGGGGCACCCCUGCAGCCCUGUAACCCCCAGAAGCUGUGAAUGCUUUUUUUUUUUUUCCCUAACAGUAAUUUUCAUAUUUUUAUCCCUGAAAAACUGUACUUGAAUCACACAGAAAUCAACUCUAUUUUUUUUUAAUUCUGUUGCACUAAAAGAGGGGUACAAGACCCCAGGAGUUUAAUUUCUCUGGAAUAUAUAAUGAUAAAUGUGGUGUAAAAUCAAUUGAUAAGCUGAAGAAAUCUUGUUCCUGCAGCAUCUCCCCUGCCAGCUGGCAGGAGCUGCAGGCAGCAGCUGCAGGAAUGAUCUGGGCCCACCAAGCACAGGGAAUGGUUCCCUGGGAGUGCUGCAUUUCAGUGCCAUUGGAGCAGCUCAGCCCCAGACCUGGGUGAAACCACCAGAGAGCUCUGAAUGGCUUUGCAAUGUUUAUGCAAUGUCCAAAUUUAGCUGCAGCUCAGUGUCUCACACAGGGGCACUUCCAGCCAAGUCUGAGCAGCUCCAGUCCCUGUCCCAGGUGCUCCUCCUUCAGCAGCCCCACUCUGCUUUCUGUGUUACCUUUGGCCGUGUUCCUGCUGUUAAUCAGGGCUGGACACCAGCAGGGUUUCACCUGCAGCCCUGGCAGUGCUGCCAAGUGGUUGCAAGCCACAUUUAUCCUCACAACAAAGGAUGGAAUCUCCCUUUGGCUGCCUGAAAGCGACCCAAACUCUCACAGCAGCAACAAAAUGAAACUCUCAGUGCUGUAACACCAGGAGAGAAGGUCCCAGAACACUUGUCCACACGUGAGAGCUUCCAGUGCAGCUCAGCAUCCACCCCUGCUCCCUUCCCCUGCCUCUGCUGAGCCAGAAUUCCUGCAGGAUGUGGAGCAUCCCCAGCCCAGCUGUGCCUUUGGCUGCCAGGCAUUAACUCUGCCCAGGUCACUGGGCACAGGAAGUGCCUCUGUGGAUCUGAGCCAAACAUAUUUCAAGGCAAAAUAAAAAUAGAACACCUCCCUUGCCCCCUCAAUAAAAAGCUCUGAAGGUUUCUAUAAAAAUGUGACGCAAAAGCAGCAGAGGAACUUUCUGUAGGCAGUGCAGCUGUGGCCAUUGAGCUGUCCCUGCUCUGCUGUGCAUGGAUGGAAGUGUUCUCCUCAUGUUGUAUUUGCAGGAAUUGUUAUUUACAUCCAAAAUGCUUCAUUUACCACCCACACCACCUGGCUCAGCCUGUGCCCCAUUAUUUCUGGUGGUUGAUGCAGCAGGAGAGGCCACACUGCCCUCAGGGAGCACAGGGCAUGGACAGGGGAUCACAGCUGGAAGGAGCAGCCCUGAGGUGCUCAGUCUGAAAAUGUUUGAUUGAAAGCACAGCAACCAUGUUGAUGCUCCCAAAGGUCCUGCUCCACUGCAAGCACAGAGCUGACCCCAGUCUCAGGCUGCUGAGGGGUCCCUGCCCUAGUCCCUGGACCAGGUUUGCCACUGAAAAAUCAGAAAUGGCUCUGAGCUGCCACCUGCAAAGAGCCACAGCAGCUCUUUAAUCUGUGCAUCACUGAGACCUGCAGGACUUUUGCAUCCUCACAUCACAAUCAUUAGCUCAAACAUCUUCAGAAAUCCCAAAGCCAGAAUAAAUAAAA
Molecule: messenger RNA, 4011 nt
Organism: Passer domesticus (house sparrow)
Lineage: Eukaryota; Metazoa; Chordata; Aves; Passeriformes; Passeridae
Gene: ADORA2B
Product: adenosine A2b receptor
Exons: 2
Coding region: 500-1510 (336 amino acids)
Biological process (GO): adenylate cyclase-activating G protein-coupled receptor signaling pathway; vasodilation; G protein-coupled adenosine receptor signaling pathway
Cellular component (GO): plasma membrane
Molecular function (GO): G protein-coupled adenosine receptor activity
Source: RefSeq, a predicted model, not a curated record